This is a messenger RNA of Trypanosoma theileri, 441 nucleotides long. RefSeq lists its product as uncharacterized. The coding region runs from base 1 to 441 and encodes 146 amino acids. The record is from RefSeq and is a predicted model, not a curated record. The transcript has a single exon. NCBI's taxonomy places the organism in Eukaryota, Euglenozoa, Kinetoplastea, Trypanosomatida, Trypanosomatidae.
AUGGGCACGGCACGUUCAAUACACAAUGAUUUCCCGCUGUUAACCUUGGAGUGGAUUGGACUGUGUUCAGGCAUCGCAGCCACAUUAAGUGAUGAAUCAAUUUCUUUUUUUUCUCUACAUCUUUGCUCUAUUAUUGUGUCUGCCUCAUGCAGUCACUCUUUCAUGCAUUUUUAUUUUGGUAUAAGGUUUGGUGGGCUGUGGGUGUUUGAGUGUGCCCCUCUGUUGUGUGUUCCUUUGUGUGUUUGGGUUGCCACUCACACGGCCCCACGUAAUGAAAGCACGUUUCUCUGUUCUCAUCUUCUCUCUCGGUGUUGCCACUCACAGCAUUGCCACGAACGUAUUUCUGCUCUUGUGGUGUGUGUUGUUUGUUGUGUUUUUUGCUUGAGUGAUUGCAGCCUGCGGGGAGAUGGACUGAGACUAUUCCGCUUCGGCUUCACGUAA